Messenger RNA from Hibiscus syriacus, 1748 nucleotides. Its product is annotated as oxalate--CoA ligase-like. Gene Ontology annotation, molecular function: medium-chain fatty acid-CoA ligase activity. The transcript is spliced from 4 exons. The record is from RefSeq and is a predicted model, not a curated record. Lineage: Eukaryota; Viridiplantae; Streptophyta; Magnoliopsida; Malvales; Malvaceae. Gene Ontology annotation, biological process: fatty acid metabolic process. Bases 11 to 1579 code for a protein of 522 amino acids.
AAAAUAAAAUAUGGAAACUGUAACUUUGACGGGAUUACUGAACAAGGCUGCGGCGGACUUCCCAAACCGGAGAGCCUUGUCUCUUUCCGGUAAAUUCGAUUUAACGCAUGCUCAAUUACAACACCUCAUCGAUCACGCCGCCUCUCUCCUCAUCGCCUCCGGCAUCCUCCCCGGCGAUGUCGUUGCUCUUACUUUCCCAAACACUGUCGAGCUUGUGAUAAUGUUCUUGGCUGUAAUCCGCUGCCGAGCAACAGCCGCGCCGUUAAACCCAGCUUACACGGCUGAGGAGUUCGAGUUCUACCUUUCCGAUUCAGAAUCCAAGCUUUUAUUAAUCCCAGCCGAAGGCAUCAAGCCGGCUGAAGCCGCGGCUUCCAAGUUGAACAUCCCUCUCGUAUCCGCCACCCUCCACGAUGAAAAUUCCAUAAUCACUCUCUCCUCCAACCCCGACUCAAAUCUUGAUUUGGUCCAUCAACUCGUAAACGACUCUUCUGACGUGGCUCUUUUCCUCCACACUUCCGGAACCACCAGUCGUCCCAAGGGUGUCCCCUUGACUCAGCUCAAUCUGGGGACAUCGGUUUUGAACAUCAAAUCGGUCUAUGAACUCACCGAGUCAGACUCCACCGUCAUUGUGCUCCCGUUGUUCCACGUACACGGUUUGCUAGCUGGCUUACUGAGUUCCCUCGUUUCCGGAGCCGCCGUCACCCUACCAGCCGCAGGGAGAUUUUCAGCAUCGACAUUUUGGACGGACAUGAUUAAAUACAAUGCAACAUGGUACACUGCCGUCCCCACGAUACACCAGAUCAUACUUGACCGCCACGAGAGCAAGCCUGAGGCGGAGUACCCAAAGUUAAGGUUCAUCAGGAGCUGCAGCGCAUCUUUAGCGCCGAGUAUCUUGGAACGGUUAGAGGCGGCAUUCGGCGCACCCGUACUCGAGGCUUACGCCAUGACCGAGGCUUCCCAUCUCAUGGCUUCGAACCCCUUACCGACCAGUGGCCCACAUAAGCCCGGGUCGGUCGGGAAGCCUGUGGGUCAAGAAAUGGCGAUUCUGAAUGAACAAGGGGAGGUUCAGCCGCCUAAUUCCAAUGGAGAAGUUUGCAUUAGGGGAUUGAACGUGACAAAAGGAUACAAGAACAACCCCGAGGCAAAUAAAUCAGCAUUCCAAUUCGGUUGGUUCCAUACCGGGGAUAUCGGGUAUUUAGAUUCGGAUGGAUACCUGCACCUUGUUGGUCGGAUCAAGGAGCUCAUCAACCGUGGAGGUGAGAAAAUUUCACCGAUUGAGGUAGACGCAGUGCUAUUGGGUCACCCCAAUGUAGCACAGGCAGUUGCCUUUGGAGUGCCCGAUGAGAAAUACGGUGAAGAGAUAAAUUGUGCGGUGAUUCCAAGGGAAGGAGUAAGGCUGGAAGAGGCAGAUAUCAGGGAAUAUUGCAAGAAGAAUGUAGCGAGUUUCAAGGUGCCCAAAAAGGUUUUCGUCACUGAUUUUCUGCCAAAGACGGCAACCGGCAAAAUCCAGCGGAGGAUUGUGGCAGAGCAUUUCUUGGCUCAAGAGUCUGCCGCUAAAGUUCCCAAAUUUGGAGCUUAAAUUACAGCACUCACAGCUUUGGACAUUUGUUCAGGUUGCUUAAAUCAACUCUGUUUUGUUAAGUUGAUUAUUAAAGCAUACAUGUAAUACUUAUUUUAAAUUAUUUCAGACGAUCAUUUAACCAUUCUGUAAUAAUAGUUUUCUUUAAUACAACACCCGUUUAACUUCA